Messenger RNA from Paramecium primaurelia, 1005 nucleotides. The record is from the annotation of a GenBank genome assembly. Lineage: Eukaryota; Ciliophora; Oligohymenophorea; Peniculida; Parameciidae.
AUGAAAAUUGUCUACUAGUUUUCUACACUGACAACUUUUAUUUAUGUAUUUCUUAGUCUCCCAACACUAUAUUGUUGCCCGUAUAGUGAUUAUGAAGAUGCCUUAUUGCCCAUAGAGUCUCCAAUUCUUAACUCAUAUGUCAAUAUAUAUAUGGGAAUUUCAUUUGAAUUUGGGUUUUGGAGUUUAUGUGUUCCUCAAUAACAAUUUAAAAAUGUCCCCUAUGUUGAUUAAGAAUUUGAUGAAAACUAAUUAGAAGAUGGAUAAUUCUUAUUUUUAGUUAAAGGCUAUAAUGGUGUUUCAGUGAUAGGAUUUAUUUCGAUGAGCUUAGAACCUGAUCUAGUUAUUUAUAACAUAAUAAUCAAUGGAGACAACAAACAAAAAUUAGAUUUUAACUAUCACCCCAUUAUUUAUGAGGGGAAAUGGAUUUUAAAUGUUUUUACAUAUGACUUUGAUAAGGGUGAAAUUUCUUUUGAGAUGACAGAUUAAGUUAAAUAAAGUAUAAAUGUAACAACAAUGCUUACAAUUUAUACUUAAAUUUUCUUAGGAGGAAGAGGAAAAGUAAUAUUAUAUUGUAAAUUUGAAUAGAUUGGAAAAUUAAACCUAAAUAAUUAUAAAGGGAGAUUGUCCAAGAUCUUGCUUAGAAAUGAAGAAUUUUAGAUUGGAUCCUUAUUCAAAUAUAUGGAGGAUAAUUGUUAAGUACCGCUUCCAUUAACGGAAGAGUAAAAAAUUUAUUUGGUCAAAGGAUUAUAAAUAUUCAAUGGUGAUACAUCUCUCCAAUAUACCAUUAAUUAAUUUGGNACCAACUUUUUUACAAUUUUAAUAUACUCCUUCAUAAAUGACUUACGAAUAUCUAUCCAAAUUAUCACCCAAUUCAAUCCCAACUCCAUAUACAAUGUUAUUUAUUAACGAAUAUCAUUAAUUUAAAAAAAGUAUAUUCAUUUUUGGCUUAUCAACCAUGUAUAUCUAAAUUAAUUUUAAUCAAAUAAAUAUAUCUCUUACAUAUGA